GAUAAUAAAAACCGAACAAAUCGUUUCUCGAUUAGGAUUUGGUGGAUAUAGAAUAAAUUGGAAUGAUGAUAGACACAAAAUGGCUCUUGAAAAGGCUAUAAAAAGUGGGAUCAAUAUAAUUGAUACGAGUGCUCAUUUUGAACUAGGUGAAUCUGAAGAAGUUAUCGGUAAAAUUUUAAAUGAUGCUUUUAAAGAUGGAUUUGUUACUCGGGAGGAUGUGGUAGUCAUCUCCAAAGCAGGAUAUGUGAACACCAAACAUACCAGUCAUUUGGACGAUUCAUUUGCAAAAAUUAAUGAUAAAUCUGCGCACUCUAUUUCUCUCGAAUUUUUAAAUGAACAAAUUUCCGGAUCAUUGUCACGUUUAAAUCUUAAAAAAAUUGAUAUAUUUAUGCUCAAUAAUCCUGAAAGAAUUUUACAAGCAAAGAACAAGAGCGUAUCAAUUAGUAAUUUGUAUCAUGAUAUUGAAAGAGCAUUUGAUUAUUUGGACAAAGAAGUAGCAAAAGGAAGAAUCGGGGGAUAUGGAAUUUGUUCAAAUUCAAUGGCAAUUUCAACAGCAAGUGAUCAUAUUUCUUUACCAACUAUUUAUGAAAAGCUUUCGAAUUCAAGUAAAAAAAAUUUUGUAGCGAUUCAA
Funneliformis mosseae is the source of this 631-nucleotide messenger RNA. Lineage: Eukaryota; Fungi; Glomeromycota; Glomeromycetes; Glomerales; Glomeraceae. The record is from the annotation of a GenBank genome assembly.